Wyeomyia smithii (pitcher-plant mosquito) is the source of this 752-nucleotide messenger RNA. RefSeq names its product microsomal glutathione S-transferase 1-like. NCBI's taxonomy places the organism in Eukaryota, Metazoa, Arthropoda, Insecta, Diptera, Culicidae. The transcript is spliced from 3 exons. Gene Ontology annotation, cellular component: membrane. The coding region runs from base 108 to 560 and encodes 150 amino acids. The record is from RefSeq and is a predicted model, not a curated record.
GCUUUAGUCAAUCCAAUCAGUCAGUCAGUGUGAAACGGACAGUCGCUUGGGAGAUUUCGAAUACAGUUUUGUCAUUUUAUCACAACAGUUCACAAUUAAAACAGAAAAUGAUGAAGCUUUUCGACAACAUCAACGAAGAUGUCUACCGGGCGUACGUUUUCUGGUCGGCGAUUUUGGUGGGCAAAAUGCUGGUGAUGUCAGUCCUGACCGGAUUGCAACGUUUCCGAAAGAAGGCUUUUGUAAAUCCAGAGGACAUCGCUUCCAACCCGAAGCUGAAGCUUAAAUUUGACGACCCCGACGUGGAACGUGUCCGCAGGGCUCACCGCAACGACUUGGAAAACAUCCUUCCGUACUUCGUGAUUGCUUUCUUCUACAUUCUAACCAAUCCGGACGCUUUCAUCGCGGUAAACAUUUUCCGUGCGGUCGCUGUGGCCCGGAUUAUGCAUACCCUGGUGUACACCGUGAUGGUCAUCCCGCAGCCAGCUCGGGCCAUUGCCUGGCUGGUGCCGUACGCUGCCAGUUUUUACAUGACCUUCAAGACCGUGCUGUACUUCCUGUAGGCGCGUGUUGGAAUUUUAGGGUGCAGGGUUAAGGUGCCAUUUCUUAUAAUGCACGCACAAACACACACAUGUCACUCAGGAAGAUUGUGUUUUUUAUUUUCAAUUCCAUUUCGUAGGCUUCAUGUUUUUACACAAAAUCGAAGAAACGUCCAUCAAUGCUGAAUGUGGUGUUGAAUAAAUUGAUUAAGCUAA